UGCUUACGCUCAGGGGGUCCAAACCGUAUGCGCGGCGUGGAAGAGGGUAGAAAAUUUGCAAACACGAGCUUGUUCUGUUUUGCUGCAGCCUGCAUAAAUCAAUCUCUAUUCAUUUCGUCACAGAGAAAGACGAAAAGGAGAAAGAGAGACAGAAACAAGCGCAGUUUCAAAGUUUUAUUAAACCAAGAUUUGGAAUUUCUCUGAUAAUACUGUAAAAUUGCAGUUGAGCUUGUAUUCGUGUUGAUUCGGCCAUCUUCGGAAUGAGAUCCAGAUCGAGGAGGUAGUGAUUACUGAUUAGAGCAGAAAGAGUGACAAGAUGAGUGACAGCGAGCGGUUUCAGCUUGGUACUAUCGGUGCGUUGAGUCUUUCAGUGGUUUCUUCGGUGUCUAUUGUGAUUUGCAACAAGGCUCUUAUUAGUUCCCUUGGUUUCACUUUCGCCACAACUUUAACAAGCUGGCAUCUUCUGGUCACAUUCUGUUCCCUUCAUGGGGCAUUGUGGAUGAAAUUGUUUGAACACAAGCCUUUUGAUCCAAGAGCUGUAAUGGGCUUUGGCAUACUUAAUGGGAUCUCAAUUGGACUUUUGAAUCUAAGUUUGGGUUUCAACUCUGUUGGUUUCUAUCAGAUGACUAAGCUAGCUAUCAUCCCUUGCACUGUUCUUUUGGAGACCCUUUUCUUUAGGAAGAGAUUCAGUAAGAGUAUCCAGUUCUCUCUCACCAUUCUUCUUUUUGGUGUUGGGAUUGCAACUGUGACUGAUGUGCAACUCAAUGCUCUGGGAUCUGUCUUAUCUCUGCUUGCAGUUAUUACAACUUGCAUUGCUCAGAUUAUGACCAAUACCAUCCAGAAGAGGUUUAAGGUGUCUUCAACACAACUCUUGUAUCAAUCCUGCCCCUAUCAAGCAAUGACUCUAUUCAUCACUGGUCCAUUUCUAGAUUGGCUUUUGACUAAUCAAAAUGUUUUUGCUUUCAAGUAUACACCCCAAGUGCUGGUCUUCAUAGUUCUGUCCUGCCUCAUCUCUGUCUCUGUUAACUUCAGUACAUUUCUUGUAAUUGGGAAGACUUCUCCUGUCACAUAUCAGGUCCUAGGGCAUCUGAAAACAUGCCUAGUUUUGGCUUUUGGUUAUGUCUUACUUCAUGAUCCAUUUAGCUGGCGGAACAUAUUUGGAAUCAUGAUUGCUCUAGUUGGCAUGAUACUUUAUUCGUACUUCUGCUCUGCUGAGAAUCAGCAAAAAGCUAGUGAAGCAUCUACACAACUGUCCCAGGUAAAGGAAGGUGAAUCUGAUCCGCUAUUAAGCGUGGAAAAUGGAACUGGGAUUGUUACUGAUGGUGGGGUUCCAAAAGCCCCUGUAUGGAACUCAAACAAAGAUUUGCAUGCAUAAAAAAACUUUCUAUAGAAAUUAAUUCAUACACCCAGAGCAAAUUAAUAUGUAAGUGGUCAAGCCAUGAAGAUAUUGGCAUCAAGAUUAUGUCUCCAGGAUUGCAUUGACAAAUGGUACAGGUGCGAGCUUGUUGAGAUCAAGUAACUCCCGCUAUUGUAGUAAGUGGAAUUGAAAGUGCAUUUUUCUCCUUUGCAGUUUUGACUAUCAUCUGUAUAAACUAGAAAAUUUGGUAUGCCAACAGUCAAAUUCGUUAGAAUGGAAUGCCUGUUUUUAAUUUA
This is a messenger RNA of Nelumbo nucifera (sacred lotus), 1653 nucleotides long. Its product is annotated as UDP-xylose transporter 3-like. The record is from RefSeq and is a predicted model, not a curated record. Lineage: Eukaryota; Viridiplantae; Streptophyta; Magnoliopsida; Proteales; Nelumbonaceae.